Molecule: messenger RNA, 8951 nt
Organism: Rhineura floridana
Lineage: Eukaryota; Metazoa; Chordata; Lepidosauria; Squamata; Rhineuridae
Gene: ZNF638
Product: zinc finger protein 638
Exons: 24
Coding region: 16-6738 (2240 amino acids)
Biological process (GO): regulation of RNA splicing
Cellular component (GO): nucleus
Molecular function (GO): mRNA binding; zinc ion binding
Source: RefSeq, a predicted model, not a curated record
GGACAGAGCGAGCAGAUGAAGGGCUGCUUUGUGGUGUUCUUGGAAAAUUUUGCACCUUUUGUGAAUUCUCUGAACUUUGGCAUUGCCAGCCCACUUCUGUUGGGCCCUGCUCCUUUACAGCUUGCUCAGAUUAAGACACAGUUGGCUCUUCAUCAGUUGAAUUCAGUUGCUUCUAACCGUUCUAUAGCAUCUUAUGCUUUGUUAAAUGAAGCAUUUUUGAAAAUUGCCAUGCUUAACCCUAGAGGAAACAUGCCUCCAAGGCCAAGGGGACCUAAUUCUUCUGGGCCAAUCCUACCUGGGCCUUUUCAGGGGCCGCGACCUGGACUGGAUGGUCUUCAAAGGCAGCACCCACCUGGCCCUCACAUAAUGCCCCAAAGAUUUGUAGGUUCAGAAAUGAGGGCAGGAUUUCCAAGGCCAAAUGUUCAACAUGGAAUGGAUCCAAGACGAGCAGGGGAGAGAAUGAAUAUGGAGCGGCACCAGAAAGAAGAAAGGCGUGCUACUCAAUGGGAUAAUCCAUUUCCACCAGGAAAUAGUAACCAGAGUCAGUCUACUUCAGGAAAGACUGCAGAACAUGCCACACGUGUUCAGAGCCGUUACACACCUGAGAGCGCUUCAAGCAUCUUAGCAAGCUUUGGCUUAUCUAAUGAAGAUUUGGAGGAACUUAGUCGCUAUCCAGAUGAUCAGUUGACACCUGAAAACAUGCCUUUAAUUUUGAGGGACAUCCGAAUGCGCAAAAUGGCUCACCAGUUACCAAGUUUACCUUCUCAGAGCAGAGAAAAGGAAAACUUUCGCAGUGAUGAUGGCCGUGCUUCUAUGGUGAAGAGCAAGGUAAUUGAUUAUGGGCAUGAAAGCAAGUAUGGAUAUACUGAAGCUCCCCUUGAAGUCAAAGUCUACGAUUCAGAUGUACCAAAUGAGCAGAACAUGAAAGGAUUUCCACCACAGCAGGCUCCUCUAGUGACUGCUGCACCCUCCUGUGUAACCAAUAGUCAAAUGAAUGCAGUUGAAGAACUAAUACGAAAAAUGGGAUUCCAGAGAAGCACACCCGGUACUCAGCCCUUUUUCCCCAUGGAUAGUUCCAACAAGGUACCAGGACUCUGCCUUCCUUCAGGAACUGGGGUUCCUCCAGCAGCCCAGCCCAUGAUGCCUGUGAUGCCCCCUGUUGUACCACCGAUGCCUGUGAUGCCUCCUAUUGUCCCACAAGCUUUGCCUCCACCACCACCUAUUGUCCAGCCUAUGAUGCCUCCUAUGAACCAGCCACCGCCCCCUUUUGUACCUCCAAUACUUGAGGGUGUGAAUAGGCAUGGUAGGAUUCAUCAUGAAUCCAGGGCUGAUCCUUCUAACGCGCCACCUGGACCUACCAGUGGUCAGAAAAAAUUCCAGAAAAACGAGAAUGCUAUUGAGUCUCCUUUUGGUGUAGUGAAAGCCUCCUGGCUUCCAGUUUUUUCACAGGCGGAUGCCCAGAAGCUGAAGAGACUGCCAACUCCAUCGAUGAUGAAUGAUUACUAUGCUGCAUCUCCAAGAAUAUUCCCACAUGUGUGUUCUCUGUGUAAUAUAGAAUGUAGACAUUUGAAGGAUUGGAUUCAACAUCAGAAUACUACUGCCCACAUUGAGAAUUGUCGUCAGCUCCGCCAACAAUUUCCUGACUGGAAUCCUGAAGCCCAUUCUUCAUCAAAAAGAUGUGAAAGUGAUAGAAGAGAGAACCCUACUGCAAGACGGCGUUCUGCCAGUUCUAGCCCAAGACGUUCAAGCUCUGGCCAUGCCUGGCGUCGAACUCGGUCACGAUCGAGGAGCCCUGGACAUCAUAGAACUAGUAGACCAAGAAGUCGAAGCCCAAGGCGACGGCUUAGUCCCAGGUAUAGGUCAAGGUCCCCACGGCGACCUCAAAACUUCAGAUUACGCUCUCGAAGGUCUUCUAGCAAAGAGAGAGAAUUGGGACGAUCUACCAGAUCUCCAGAUCAGGACUUGGAAGCUGCGGUGAAGUGUCUGGGGCCACGCUUUGUUGAACAGUUCAAUAAACAGAAAUCACUCCAAGCACUCGGCCGAGGGGCCUCAGCAACAAAGAGAACACCACCUGAGCCUGGGAAGAAGACCCCAAAUAAUCCUACAGUUCCUCCAAAGCCUUACAAAAGAGAUUUACCAGCUCAUGGCUCAUCUGAUACUAAUAUAAAGCCUCCCGAGGCUGCUGAUACGUCAGACAAAGGAGGAAUAGUAGCCGAGGGGAAAAAUAAGCAAUCACCUGUGAGAACACCAGCAAAGGAAACAAAUGUUUCCCAACCCGUUCCUUUCAACAGGCUUUUGACAGACAAAUGCUUGAGUUGUGGUACAGUUCUUCGAAUAUCUGAUUUACCAGAUGAUGGCUUUUCUGAUAACGAUAUUAAAAAAAUUGUUCAGCCAUUUGGAAAAGUUAGUGACAUCUUAGUGCUUCGUUCUAGAAAUGAGGCCUUUCUUGAAAUGAAUUACAAGGAGGCAGUAAUAGCAGCUGUUAAAUAUGGUGAAACAGUUCCAGUUUUGGUUAAUGGCAGACGUGUGAAAAUAAGUGUGGCAGAAAAAUCCCAAGCAGCUCCUAGUCAGAACAAAGGAAAUGGGAAGAAGGCCCCACAGAAUGUUAAGAAACCCCUUCCAAGCACGCCAAAUACCAAGAAACCUCCAGGCGCAAAGAAAUAUCAAAUUGCUUCAAAAAUAAUCGUACCAGCUACACCAGCAACCUCUGCCUCAAAUGACAAAAAGCCUGGAGAAACUCAAAAGGUUGGAGAGACAAAGGCACCUUUAAAACUGAAAAAGUCUACAGAUGUCAAGAAGACCAGAGGAACAAAAACAGCUGGAAAACAAAAGAAGCCUAUAGAUCCCAGGAAGCCCGAGGAGGCCCCAAAAGCCGCAGGGAGUAAGAAGACAACAGAACCCAAGACAGCUGUAAAAUCCAAGGCAAAAGAGCCUGGGGGGACAAAGACAGCUCUGAAACAAAAGAAGCCUACUGGAGACUCCAGGAAGCCUGAGGAGGCCAAAAGCGUAGAGAGCGAGAAGAGAGCAGAACCCAAGACAGCUGUGAAAUCCAAGGCAAAAGAAACAAACCCACCUGCACCUGUACCAGAUAUGACAGAGGCUGUAAAGAACACAGAAGCAAGUGAAUCAGUCAUCAAGGAGGCAGAAGAUACAUGUGUUGUGGUGAUUUCUAACCUGCCUGGGGCAGGUUUUGCUGUGGAUGACAUUACUGACUUAACCAAGCUCUUUGGAAAAGUAAAUGAUGUCUUAAUUGUGUCUUCACAUAAGAAGGCAUACCUAGAAAUGAGUUACAAAUGUGCAGACUCCAUGGUGAAAUUUUAUACCUGCUUUCCAAAGUGGGUGGAGAAGAACCAGCUUUGCAUUACUUUGGCACCUGAAUUCAAAGAUAUAAAAAAUGAGGAAGCUAUAUUUGUUUCUAUGAUUAAAGAUGCCAAUCCAAAGGUGAAUACAGAAAGCCUUCUUUCACAGUUUGUGCAUCUGGGCAACUUGCCAGAUGGGGGUUAUUCAGAACUUGAAAUACUUUGUGUUGGACUUCGAUUUGGACGCGUGGAUCACUACAUGGUGAUAACAAAUAAGAACAAGGCAAUUCUUCAGUUAGAUAGUGCUGAGUCUGCUGCAUCCAUGUGCCGCUUCCUGAAAAGGUAUCCCUACAGUCUUGGAAAGUCACAAUUGACAUUCUCUCGCUCGCCACAGAUUGAACCCUUGAUAGCUGAAGUCACGAGAAAGGAGGUGAAAAAAGAAGAACCAAGCAAUGAAAGCCCUGACUUGAACACAUUUCCCGAAGGAUCAGGAGUGGUGCACGCAGCUGCCGUUCCUUCAGCAAAGCCUACUGAGGCCAAGGAAGAACCCAGUUCUAAUAUGAAGGCGGAUACUCCAGAAGUAAAGACUGAAAAGUCGAACCCUGAGAAAGUGGUAUGUGAAGCAGCUCCAAAAUCAUCAAAGAUGGAAGCAUCAAAAGAGGAUUCUGGAACUGAAGCAACAACCACACCUACUGUGUCAGUUGAUUUAGGACCUUCUGAAGUAAAAUCUGAAGAAGUUCUUACUUUGACAUCCAACUUGGAGAAGAAAGAUAAAGUUACAGAUGCCUCUAAUGCUGAAUUGCUGGAAGCUGUGUCCACAGCUGCAGGGGAAAACAAAAGUGAAGAAUUAACCACUCCUGGUGGUAAACCCUCAGAAGAAUUGCCCAGCACAGCCAAAACAGAGAGCAUAGGGGCAGGCGCUACCACAACGGUGGAAGGAGACACAGUUGCUGCUGUUCUUGAGACAAUUCCACUGGACUCUGUAGAAGCUCAAAUGGAGGACCUGUCAGGUGGUGAUCUACAAUCAAAUAAUAAGCUGAUAACUCUGGAAGCAAAUAGUACUGAAGCAUCAGUAAAUAUGUCAGAAAUGCCUUCAGCUCAGGUUGGGGUGGUGUUAGACAAGGAAACUGAAAGCCCCUCUUCCACAGCUGAAGCUAAUGUGGUGGAGUCUGAGGCAGUGGUGAUGGAAUCUGAGGCAACGGUGGUGGAAGCUAUGGAAGUCACGAAGGAGAAACCUGAAUUACACAUAAUCAAGUCAGAGACAACUUUAGAGAAGCAACCUGAAAGGCUGGUACCAAAUGAAGGAGCAACCAAGGAGGAGAAAGCUGAAAAGAAUGCUAAUGAAAAGAGUCCUGAACAAAUUCUACCCAAACCAAGUAAAGGUUCAGGACAAUCUGAUGAAUCCGAUAACCUUACAGCAGAAUCAGCAACUGGUGCGGAGGCUAUUUCUGGUAGUAAAGGUGUCCUAAAGACUCUGUUUGUCCGAAAUACAUCAAAGACAAGAGCUGCAACUCAGAGAAAAGAGGAGCAGAAGCCUCUCACAAAGCCGGCAACCAGGAGCCGAACAGAUGCUGAGAAGAAACCCGUGUCGAAAGAAAUAAGUCAACAAAGACCUACAAGCAGCAGGUCAAAUUUGACGGAUAGCAGCAAAUCUAAGCUCAACGUAAGUUCUCUUGCUGUUGUGUUAGGCAGUGGGAAGAGUUCUUCACAACAAGACAAGGACUUCCAAGUGGAAAUUAAGGGUAGCUCAAAGCAGGCCCGAGAGCGGGAGAAUAGAUCAUCCAGCACGAAGCGAGAGAGCAGCAGUAAUAAGGCAUUUACUAGGAGAACUACUAGAAGUUCUAAAAGCAGCACAAAAGCAAAAGAGGAAGAGGAGCUUUCCCCAUUUAACUUGGAUGAGUUUGUUACCAUGGAUGAAGUUGUGGAUGAAGUAGAGUCUCCCUCUCAGCCCAGGAGGAACACUCUGAGGGGCAAAAGGAAAGAUGUAACAAAGAAAAACCCUCCUUAUGAACCAAGUCCUAAGAGAAGAAAGGGCAAGAACUCGGCUGCACGUGUUGCUGAGAGCGAGCUUUCGUUUGUCACACUGGAUGAGAUUGGAGAAGAUGAGAGUGGGCUGGCCCAGACAGAACUCUUAAACUUGGAAGUCAUGCCAGAUUCCCAGGCGUUGGUCACUGUUGAUGAAGUGAAUGAUGAUGACGAGCUGAUUGAUGAUGUGAUCAAAGAUCCACAGUCACUUGUUACUUUAGAUGAGAUAUCUGAGCAGGAAGACCCUGCUGUUCAUGAAACUGCUAAAGAUACCUUCACUUUAGGAGAUAGUGAAUCUGAUCUUAAAGCAGAGCCAUUAGUAACCGUGGAUGAAAUUGGGGAAGUAGAAGAGAUACCUCUAAAUGAGCCAUCACAUUUCAAGGUUGAUGAGAUUGUAAAAUCCAAGGACGAUGCAAAGCAGGUUGUUGACGAUCCUGGAGAUUUCCUUUCUUCUCAGAUCCCAGAAGAUCCCAGUACUCUAGUUACAGUGGAUGAAAUCCUUGAGGACAGCGAUGAUCAGCCACUGGUGACUUUGGAUGAAGUGACGGAAGAUGACGAAGAUUUCCUGGCAGACUUUAAUUGCAUGAAAGAAGGUCUUAACUUUGUUACUGUAGACGAAGUUGGCAGCGAGGAUGAGGAAGAGGAAAAAAACGACACUUCUAUCUGCACAAACGUGGAAGAGUCAGUUGUCAAAACUGUUUCAGAAAAAGAUAUUAUGAUGCCAGUUGCUGAACUGGGAGAGGAUGUGGCCGAUCUAGAAGAAGCUGGAAUUCCAGAUGGAACCCUAAUAGAGAAGACAGAACAGGCUUGUGAUGAACAUCUGGAAGAAACUGAGGCUCUGGCACAGGAUCCUGAAAAGAUCUCUGUUUCUGUGACUUCCACGGUAGACAGGCAGGCGACCUUAGAUACAAAGAAAGAUGGAGGAGGAGGAGAUUUGGAGAAAACAAGCAAGACACCUGAAGCAGACACAAGGUGUGAGCAGCCACUGGCAGAACCAAUCUUGAACCAAGCAGAAUUGUCAGGUAACAAGGAGAGCAAUAUGAGGGAGGAUCAGCAGCCAUCUGAGCCAGAGAGCUGUGUAGAGGGUGCUGUGGCUGACGCAACUGACAGAAGCUCAGCAUCCACAGCUAGUGAGGAGAAAACAAGAGAUGAUGUGCAGAUGCCUUCCCCAGAUUUGGAUGUUCCUCUGAGGGACAGUCAGACCACAGAAGCUGGAGAACCAGACACAAGAUCUGAACUGCAAGAGCAGAUUCCUGGCCAGCCUCCUGCUGCAAAUGUGAAGGAGGAGACAUCACAUUCCUCUGAAAAGCCAGAGAAAGUGUCAAAUAGGGAUGGCGCUAAGGAAAGGAAUGCUGAUCUGGCCUCAGGUUCACAUCAAGGUCAGUGGCCUGGUAUGCAUGUAACACUGAGCUAAAUUCUAGCUUAGUGUGAAUGAGUAAGAGUGCUGAUGUAUGGAGUGGGUCACAGCCACUUUGCACCUCCCCCACUACUGCUGCUGCUGCUUUACUGGGAGCUCCGCUAUGGUUUCAUUUAGCGUUAGGUGCAAACCUGUGCUCCUGGCUUGACUCCCCUAUACAAACAAUGAGCUGUAGCCAAGGCUUGUUGGACUUCAGGAAAGCUGAUUUCAAUAAACUCAGAACAAUUGUAAGUAUGGUUCCAUGGCAAGCAACCCUAAUGAGAAAAGGAGUCCAAGAUGGGUGGGAGUUUCUAAAAAAGGAAAUUCUAAAAGCGCAAUGGCAAGCAAUUCCAACAAGGAAAAAAGGGGGGAAACAGCAGAAGAAGCCAAUGUGGCUUCACAAAAAGCUUAGAGAUGACCUGAAAACAAAAAAGGACACAUGAAGUAGAAGGGGCAUGAUUGGAGCUUGAGCUUGACAGACAAAUGGUCAAGGAAUACCUAAUCACUUUGAACAAGUUCAAAUCGGCAGGGCCCGAUAAACUGCAUCCUAGAGUAUUGAAGGAAGUACCUGAAGAACUCUCAGAACCGCUGUCUAUUAUCUUUGCAAAAUCAUGAGGGACUGGUGAAGUGCCAGAUGACUGGAGGAGAGCUAAUGUUGUCCCUAUCUUCAAAAAGGGCAAGAAGGAGGAACCAGGGAACUACAGACCAGUCAGCCUAACAUCAAUCCCUGGAAAAACUCUGGAGCAGAUUAUAAAGCAGUCAGUCUGUAAGCACCUUGAAAGCAAUGCAGUGAUUACUAGGAGCCAACAUGGAUUUAUGAGGAACAAAUCCUGCCAAACUAAUGUUAUCUCAUUUUUUGAUCAGGUAACCUCCCUUGUGGGAAUGCUGUGGACAUAAUAUAUGUCGACUUCAGCAAAACUUUUGACAAACUGCCCCAUUAUAUUCUGAUUAGCAAGCUAGCUAAAUGUGGGCUGGAUGGAACAACUAUGAGAUGGAUCCACAGUUGGUUCCAGAAUCGUACUCAGAGUGCUUAUCAGUGGUUGCUUCUCAAACUGGGCGGAAGUAAUGAGUGGGGUACCACAGGCCUUGGUCCUGGGCCCAGUGCUCUUCAACAUUUUUAUUAACGACUUGGAUGAGGAGGUACAGAGCAUGCUUAUCAGAUUUGCAGAUGAUACAAAAUUGGGGGGCAUAGUUAAUACCGUGGAAGACAGAAACAAAAUUCAAAGGGACCUUGAUAGGCUGGAGCAUUGGGCUGAAAACAACAGAAUGAAAUUCAACAGGGAUAAAAGCAAAGUUCUACACUUAGGAAAAAGAAACCAAAUGCACAGUUAUAAGAUGGGGGAUACUUGGCUCAGCCGUACGACAUGUGAGAAGGAUCUUGGAAUUGUCAUUGAUCACAAGCGGAAUAUGAGUCAACAGUGUGAUGUGGCUGCAAAAAAGACAAACACUAUAUUAGGCUGCAUUAACAGAAGUAUAGUUUCCAAAUCAUGUGAAGUAUUAGUUCUCCUCUAUUCAGCACUGGUUAGGCCUCAUCUUGAAUACUGCGUCCAGUUCGGGUCUCCGCACUUCAAGAAGGAUGCAGACAAACUGGAACAGUUUCAGAGGAGGGCAGCAAGGAUGAUCAGGGGACUAGAAACCAAGCCCUCUGAGGAGAGACUGAAAGAACUGGGCAUGUUUAGCCUGGAGAAGAGAAGACUGAGGGGAGAUAUGAUAGCACUCUUCAAGUACAUGAAAGGUUGUCACACAGAGGAGGGUUGGGAUCUCUUCUCGAUCAUCCCAGAGUGCAGGACACAGAAUAAUGGGCUCAAGUUGCAGGAAGCCAGAUUUCAACUGAACAUCAGGAAAAACUUCCUAACUGUUAGAGCCCUACGACAAGGGAACCAAUGACCUAGAGAGGUAGUGGGCUCUCCAACAAUGGAGGCAUUCAAGAGGCAGCUGGACAGCCAUCGGUCAGGAAUGCUUUGAUUUUUAUUCCUGCAUUGAGCAAGGGGUUGGACUUGAUGGCCUUAUAGGCCCCUUCCAACUCUACUCUUCUAUGAUUCUAAGCCCAGGUUUGCACACAACCAUGGGUUGGCUCCUGGAGGCAUGGUGGGAGCACAGGAGGAGCGAAGCAGCAGCAAGUUUUCCUCUGUCCACCUGCACAGUCUCUCAUCUGUGCUUAGCUGUGAGUUAGCAUUAUAUGCAAACGAGACCAGUAUGAUAUUGUUACUGUUCUGCAUCUGUUAGAAAAA